Phalaenopsis equestris is the source of this 3811-nucleotide messenger RNA. RefSeq names its product putative E3 ubiquitin-protein ligase LIN. The coding region runs from base 205 to 3591 and encodes 1128 amino acids. Lineage: Eukaryota; Viridiplantae; Streptophyta; Magnoliopsida; Asparagales; Orchidaceae. Gene Ontology annotation, molecular function: ubiquitin-protein transferase activity. The transcript has 8 exons. Gene Ontology annotation, biological process: protein ubiquitination. The record is from RefSeq and is a predicted model, not a curated record.
CCAGUUGUUAACGAAGCGCAACAUCUGUUUCCAUGCUCUCCAUCUGGCGAACCGGCUCCUUUUCUCCUCUAAUGGACUCCAGAAGCACCCGAUCGUCCUCUUCCUUUAGUCUUGAUCGCUUCUCCAUAAACCCCACCUGAUCUUCUCACAAUUUUCUGAUUCUCUCUUUAGAAUCUGCGAAGCCAUAUAGAACAGGGCAUCGAAAUGACGACCCUGGAUGACCUCCUCGCCGAGGAUGGAUUCGAGAGGGGGAGAAGUAAGCCGAAGUCGUGGCCGAGGGGCGGUAUCGACGGGUCGAGUACUACGAGCUUGUCUAGCUUGCUUCUUGGUUCUCCUGUCUCCGAAGUCCGGCCUGCGAGGACGAGGUUGGAUGUUAACUGUCGGAGAUCUCUUUCGGCGGCGUCGGAGAAAGUCGGGCCGAAACAGCCCAUGCAGAACAAUGGCGCAGGUUUCGGGCGUUUGCUUGAACCCAAUGGUAGGACAUUUAGCUUUUGUAAUGCACUUGAGAAAGUCGAUGGGAGCCCUGGCAAUAGUCAUCGGAGUUCGUCGACUAUCGAGGCUUCUAAUGUGGAUUGCAAAGCGUCCAUGGUUCUGGAGUCGAAACUGAGAUAUAAUAGGUUUUUGAGGAAUAACCUGUAUGAGAAUGAGGAGCCGAAAAGUACGAAGGCCCAAAUUUCUCAGGCGAAGCCUAGUUGUGUUAAGGAUGCUAGGUUUGGCUGUCCCAUGCCUGCACUGGACAACGCUACGCGGAAAGCAAUGGCUUCAAUGUUAAGCAGUUGCGUUAAUCAAAUCCUUAAUGAUGAAAAUUUACGGUCAUCUUUGCAUCAAGCUUGUGUUUCUUCACUGAAAUCGACCUGGGUGCAGUAUAGACAGUCUAAGGAAAAUGGGGUGAUAUCUGUUCUUGUAGAAGCAAUUGAAGCAGUAGAAAAAAUAAUAGCUCAGGGUCCUAAUCAAUUUGAACUGAAGAAAGCUUUUGUUAUGCUGAGCGUUAUCUGCGGCUUGAAGUCUAUGGAAUCGGAUAAUGAACAUGCCUCUGGGAUCCCAAGCUCACAUCUUGCUGCUUGUGGCCAUCUCUAUCUCAGCAUUCUUUACAAGAUUCAGAAGAAGGAUAAUAUUUCUGCAAUGCAUCUUCUGCAGGUUUUCUGUGAUUCUCCAUACCAUGCUAGAAAAACUCUGCUCCCAGAACUCUGGAACCACCUGUUCUCAUCAAAUGUUUCUCAUUUGAAGGCAUGGUAUGAGAAAGAAGAAAUAUCUAUUCCAGUAACAUCUGGUGUGAUGAUGAAGGCUGAGUUUAUGGAGAAAGUUUAUAAUGAUGUUGUGGAUAUGGUUACCUCUCAAUUUGCAGCUUACUACAAGGGUUGGCUGAUGGUGGACAACAAUGGCUCUGCAUUGCCUUCCAUUCGGAUCCCUUUUGCUCCUGUUUCUGAUGUAGAAGUUGAUGCUGAUGAGGUUGUUUCAUUAAAAUCAUUUAAUUCAAGCAAAUCAGUUCCUUCUAGGACUAUGAUUAGCAAAAAACUAUUUGAUUUGAGUCAAGCGAAGACAGAUAAAACAACAGAUGAAAUGGAAAGUAGGGAGGAAAAUGAGGUGGAUGAGGUAUGGGAUGAAGCUGAAGAGAGGGAAGCAGAUGCUUGGAUAAGAAAGUGUGAUGAACUCGCUCAAAAAGAUAAUGAAACUGGCAGCUGCUUUACAGAGUCGGGCGGAUAUGAAACAGAAAGUUCUCAAGAAUAUUAUGAUGCAUGUUCUAAACUUUCGGCUUCAUCUUUUGAAAUUACACCGGAAAAUGACCGGAUGAUAGAAGACCGUUGUUGCUCAAGCAGCUUAGACUUCCUUGAGGCUGAAGAAAUCAAACACAAAAGUAAAAUGGUUUGUUAUUCUGAUGACAACAUAAGACAUAUUCUUGUUAGAAAGUGUGAUUCUGAAGAAAAUAAAAAUGGAUUCAAGCUGGCUAAAGCAGCCUUUCAGUUACAGGCUGCUGAUGAUUCUAAUGAAGCAAAUACCCAUACCUCAAAUCUUCUUAUUGAUUCACCAGUUUACAAUUCAGAACAAGAUGAGAUGACCGAAUUAACACGUACAAAACUUGUACUGGAUGAAACUGACUCCGCCAAUGAGUUUUUUAGUUCAGGCUCUUUGAAGGAAAGGUCCAGGGAUAUUUUUAAAGAAAAUUGCCAAGAUUCUUUCUUUUCUAGAAUUCCGGAAGAGUUUAUCUGUCCUCUGACCGGGCGGUUAUUUAAGGAGCCCGUGACAUUGGAGAGCGGGCAUACUUUCGAACUAGCGGCUAUCAAAACUAGAUUUAACCAAGGCAAUAGAACCUGUCCUAUAACUGGACAAACAUUGAAGUGUCCGCUUAUUCCCGAUACGAAUACGGUGUUAAAACACUUGAUCGAUGAGUGGCUCGCGAACUGCUUCAGAAACUCCAUUUCUGUUGCCUCACAAAGCACGUUCAGCACAUCGAAACCAGCUCGUAAUGACAGAUUUGGCUUGUCUUUAGUAAUCGUUGACCAGAUAUUGAGCGGUUUUAGCUUAAAGGAAGAGAAGGAGAACGUCAAACGUCUUAUUUUUUUAGGAGGUCUUCAAUUUCUUAUUAAAAUGUUGGAAGUGGGGAGUUUGGAAGAGAGAUCUCGUGUGGCUGAGCUUUUAGUUAAGUGUAUUCAGGCUCACGGAGGCUGUAGGAAUCACUUGGCAAUGAAAAUAAGCAAGUCUGCUGUGCUUAACCUCAUUCAUAGUAAGGAAGUUCGUGCAAGAGCCCGUGCUGUUUGGCUUUUGAUAGAAUUGAUCUGUUUGCACAGAAGGGUGGAUAGCUUGUCUUUCUUCAGUGCAUUGAAAACGGAGGAUAUUGAUAACACCAAGCGUGAGCUUCUUUUGUGCCUUCGGAGCUCUCUGCCUGAAGAAAGAGUGCUUAUUGCAGUUCUUCUUUUACAUCUUGAUCUUAUGGAUGAAUCCCGGAAGUAUAGUGUUUACAAAGAGGAGGCUGUGAAGUGCAUUGUGAAAGCGCUUGAGUGCUGUCUGUUCAGUAAGAAGUUUAUACCAAAUUGUCAAAGGGCCCUCCUCAUGCUCACCGGUCAUUUCUCCUUUACUGGGGAGAUGAUCAUUGAGUCUUGGCUGUUGAAGAAAGCUGGAUACAUUUGUAAAAGUUGCAAUGAUGAGGAUGAUCGAACAAUAUCAGAGGAAGAAUCAAAGAUGAAAGAAGAGUGGUUGAAGAGCAUGGCUUCGGUCCUUCUUCAUUAUGGAAAGAAGUCGUUCGAGAAGACUCUUUCCAAGUGUUGGAAGAACGGAGACCAAGAUCUGGCGAGAGUGUGCACUGUCACUGCCGCAUGGCUAAGCCAUGCGCUUCCUUCUCUGUCUGUUCCUGCAUUACAGCUCUCUGCUUUUUGGGCUUUCAUGCCAAGGCUGAAAGAAUGCUUGAAAAUUGAUCUGGAUAUUGAGCUCAAGGUGUUUGCUUCCUUCAGUUUUCUCAACUUCAGCAAGAUUUUGGAAUGUAGGAUCCCUCUCUUAACAUUUGCAGAUGAGAUCCAUGAUCCUCUCAAGCGCCUAAAACAGGUUACUUGGACGGCCAACCAUCUUUACAAUGCCAUCUUUGGUGAAAACUCAUGAUAUAUAUAUAUACAAACACACAAAUUCGUUCUGUAAAUUUAAAGCAUAGUUUUGCAAUGCAAAUAUGAAUAAAGAUACCAUUCAAAUAGCUUAUAGGACAGAUUGUAAGAUUCUUGUACACUGUAUAAUUUGUAUUCCGUCUUGUCUGUUUACGAGUUCAUAUCCAUUUUCACUUUUCUGGAUGUAUUUGUCACCAUGAUUUUCUUAGUGUAGUAAAAGG